Molecule: messenger RNA, 1668 nt
Organism: Clarias gariepinus (North African catfish)
Lineage: Eukaryota; Metazoa; Chordata; Actinopteri; Siluriformes; Clariidae
Gene: armh1
Product: armadillo like helical domain containing 1
Exons: 12
Coding region: 226-1458 (410 amino acids)
Source: RefSeq, a predicted model, not a curated record
UGUUAUGAUCUGGGGUUGAUCAGUUACUCAGGUCGAGACUCAGUAACGUUAUGGGGCAAUAAAAUGAAGUCAGCUGACCACCUGAAUGUACUGAACCACCAGAGGAUCACAUCUAUGGAGGGGUAAUUCCAUAUUCCAAGAUCAUGGUUCUGGGAGCAUACGGAAUGAUUUUCACACAUGAACUGGACACCCGAGUGAGUGUGUAAUCAAAGUGAUGCUCCGAGCAUGUCCAGCAGUAGGGAAAAAGCUGCUUGUAGUCGAGUGCUGAAAUUCCUUUGCAAGUGGGAUCAGGGCAAUAAAUCCACUCGCAUGCGAAUGCUUCAGAAAUUCCUGAAUGACAACACGGGAAAAACGAGUCCGGAGCUGGAGCUGGAGUUCGCUCAGGCCUCCAGUCUGUUCCUCACUCGCAUCACGGCCUGGAUGAGACUCUCCUACAUGUUCAGCACGUGUCUGCACCUUCAGCUCAGAGCACUGGGAGUCUUCCUUUCUGCUGCCAGCAAUCACCGGUACCUGAUGGAGUUCCUGGAGGUGGGAGGUGUGAUGACUUUGCUGGAGAUUCUGACUCAGACUCAGACUACCAAGGAGGAGAAAGCUGAAGCUCUGCGUCUGCUCUGCAUCGUCUCAAACGCCGGGCGCAAGUACAAGGAGAUCAUCUGUGAAAGCUAUGGUGUGAAGGUAGUAGCAGAGUGUUUGGUGAGAUCAGACUCAGAGGCGAUGCAGCACACAGCUUCACGUUUGCUCGAGUCUCUGGCUCAGGGAAACCCCGCGUACCAAAGACUGGUCUACACAGAACUCAUCUCCCUGCUGCCAUCCUGCUCCGCUACAGCUACACAACUCACACUACACACUCUACACACUGUACAGGCCAUCGUAAAGACUCCUCAUCCUUUCAUCGUGGAGGCGGUCUUAAACUCCCUGCGAUCCUUCCACCUUGAGGUUCAGAAUGAAGCUAUAGAGCUGAUGAAAUAUCUCCAGCAGACGGAGGUGAGAGACGCUCUUCUCUACGCUCUGAUCGCUCUGCUCAAACCAACCAACCAGCGAGUUCAAAAACAGAUGAUCCUGCAGGGGCCAGCGAUGGCGGAGAUGAACGACUCAUUAACGAUGUUUAUCCAGCAGGCAGCAGCAGCCAAAGCUCUCCGGGUGUUGGCAAAGGACAGCGGUGAGACAUCAGAAGAACUGAUCCGUCUGGGCGUCGUGCACUAUUUACUGUAUGUCAUGGGCAACCAGGAGCACGCAGACGCACAGAGACAGGCCAGCCUGACAUUAGAGCAUUUUGUGAACUCGUACCCCGUGGUUGAGGAACACGUGUGCAAAGCCAUGGGACCUGCUCUGUUCCACUCAUUUAUGCAUAAUGCUGAGCUUCUCUACAUGAACAUGGAUGAAGUCCAGGCCGAUAUCUUACUGAACAACAAAGUGGAUCUUUCCAAAGAAUUUGAAGCGCAGAACACAACACCCUGAGCACGACCUUUCAACCUCAUGUUUAUUAUGUACAUGUGUGAUGGACGGAAGACUCGAUGCGUCACCUGAUCAUUUAAUUCACCAAUUAGAGUCGACUCAAAUGCCUCGCUGCAGUUUGUGUGUUUUAUGCCCCAUAAGUGCUAAAAUAAUUCAUUAAAAUCGCUCUCCAGAUUUUUAUUUACAAUAUAACAGAACUGUACAUGUUUAAUC